This is a messenger RNA of Plasmodium fragile, 600 nucleotides long. RefSeq lists its product as uncharacterized. The transcript is spliced from 6 exons. The record is from RefSeq and is a predicted model, not a curated record. The coding region runs from base 1 to 600 and encodes 199 amino acids. Lineage: Eukaryota; Apicomplexa; Aconoidasida; Haemosporida; Plasmodiidae.
AUGCCAUUUUCUCUUUGUCACACUUUUAAGAAACUAAACGAGAAGAUCAAUCUUCUGGAGGAGAAACUGGUAGAAAUGAACGAAAACUCAAAUAGGACCUUCGAAAAAUUAAAUGAAAAGCUGAACGACAUCAGAGCGGACGUCAAUAAUUACAAGACUGAAUUGGAAGAGUUCAAAAAUGAUCACAGGAAAAAAUUAGAAAUCCUCCAAAAGAAGGCUGAAGAAUUCAUAGACAAAGAAAAAGAAGAAUGGAACAAACUCAAAAUAAAAUUAAUAAAGGACUUUCAAAAUAAAACUAGCUUACUGAAGGAAGAAAUGACCGAAGAGUACGGACUGUUGCAAGAAAAGGAAGAAUCGCUCAGAAGAUUUUACGAUAAUGAAAUUGCGAACCUCAAAUCGGUUGUUCAAAAUGAAAUAAACGAGAGAAUAAAAACUGAAAAAAUUAUCUUACGGGACGUUGAUGAUAAAGUGAACGAAAUUAUUAAAAUAAUUAAAUAUGAGAAAAUCACCAGGGAAAACUACUCGGAAAAUCUGGUGUCCCUCAUCGAGCAGUACUUUUCGAGAAUAAAAAAGGAAAUUGAUAAUGUACGCAAAUGCUAA